Vespula vulgaris is the source of this 1433-nucleotide messenger RNA. Its product is annotated as ankyrin repeat domain-containing protein 16-like. The record is from RefSeq and is a predicted model, not a curated record. NCBI's taxonomy places the organism in Eukaryota, Metazoa, Arthropoda, Insecta, Hymenoptera, Vespidae. Gene Ontology annotation, molecular function: transcription cis-regulatory region binding; protein binding. The transcript has 3 exons. Gene Ontology annotation, cellular component: nucleus. The coding region runs from base 383 to 1420 and encodes 345 amino acids. Gene Ontology annotation, biological process: positive regulation of transcription by RNA polymerase II.
UUCGAAGCAAAGCGUUUGUACGUAAUACGAAAAGUGAAAUUUUUUAUCGAAAUAAUAUUCCUUGGUAACGUGUUCUUUCCAUGUCUAUUCAUUGUUCGCAUUUUUUUAAUUUCACGUACACGAUCACCGAACGAACGUUUUAAAUUUCGCGCUCAAUUUGAAUCGAAAGUAGCGCCAUUAGCAGAUGGCAGCACGUACCGUGUCAUCACGAUGCGGUUUGUGAUAUCUGGUGAUAUCGAAAGUAUUUCUACCGAAUCGUUUACUUUGAUCGUACGAUAAAUUCGCAAUCGUUCCGAGUCGUGCCACUUGCGAUCGUUUCUCGAGAAUCGAAAGGAAAUAGUAAUCGCGCGCACUUUUAUUGAGAAAAAUUAAUGCGUUUGAAAUGUCAAAGGGAAUCGAAAUACCUAACCUAUCGCGUGAUUAUUUACAUGCCUGUCAAAACGGAGAUUUGUUAAAAAUCAAAAAUCUUACUUUAAAGUACGACGUUCAGGAUUGGACGAUUUUUCGGCAUUCGGUUUCCGGUGACACUCCUAUGCACGUUGCAGCGCGCGAAGGUCAUCUGAACGUUGUCGAGUAUUUGUGCGAUGCUUUCGAAAGGCCCGACUUUAAAGUCAACGUCGUUAACAAGGAUAUGAAAAGGCCGUUGCACGAAGCCGCGCAAUUCGCGCGUACCCACGUUCUCCGAUACUUGAUAGAAAAAGGUGCUUUCCAAAGCGAGCCGUGCUUGAACUUUCUCCUUUCAUUUUUAUAUAUCAGAAUAUAUCUCACAAAAUUAAUUUCUCUAAUAUUCGAUGGUGCGAUCGUCGACUGUUUGAAGCGUGCCGAUUGGACGCCUCUGAUGUUAGCGUGCACGAAGAUUGGUAGCGAGGCGUGCAAGUGCAUCAGGAUAUUACUCGAAGCAAAGGCGGAUCCUUUAAGAAGGAACAAAGACGGUUGGAUACCUGCGUUUAUUAUUUGUCGUUCUGGUGACGUUAAUGCACUUCGAUUAUUUCUGGAUUUCGCUCCUGAAAGUAUCAGUCUUCGAAGUAACAACGGUCGUAGUUCUCUUCAUAUAGCCGCUUUCAACGGACACGAGGAGAUAAUAGAUCUGCUCUUAGCUGUGGAUCCGGGUCUUGUAAAUGCACGUGAUUCAUCAGGUGCUACGCCUCUUCACGAAGCCAUUAAGGGCGGGAAUUUAAAUGUAGUAAAGCGUAUGAUACAAUUUGGUGCGGAUUUUCGCGCCACUGACAAGGUCGGUCAAACCAUCCUACAUGUGGCUUCCUUGAUAGGAAGCGUGGAAAUGAUGGAAUAUAUUUUAACGAAUAAUUUAAUUAAUGUACACGAGAAGGCAUUUUUUGAUGUCACGCCAUUAAUCGCAGCUCGUCGAAGCAAACAAACCGACGCGAUCGACGUUUUAAUAAAAUAUGGAGCAGAGAAAUAGUUUUCUUGGAAAA